CGUUUUUUCCACUCAUUACAAUCGGUGAUGACAAUCGGACACAAGAAUUCAAUGAUAGUUAGAAUCUAGUUUUAUCUAGAUAGAUCUAGAUCUGUAUCUAAAUCUAGAUUAGAUCUAAAACUUUUACAAAUUUGUGAAGGAGAAAUGAACAAAUGAUGAAGUAAUGAAUUAUUUACAAGCAUUCAUUUUGAUGUUAUCAGUUCUGUGGUUGUCAGCAGUUGCAGAAUCAUCAAACAUAAAAAAUAUUGAACUUAAACGUACACUUCUAGGACAUGGAUUUCAUAGGGACCUUAUAACCAGACUAACAUUGCCACCUGGUAUCAGAGCAUCAUUAUCUAAGCCACAAUGUACUCUCCUGUUAAUAGAGACUUUACCGUCAGGAGUCUAUGCAGAUCCCUAUCAAUUAAAUUCAUUGAAGCUUUUUGGAGGUUCACAGAUUCUUUUUGAUUCUCCAGUCAAUGUUGAGAAUGCAGAGUUUUUGUCAAGGUCUCAUGAACUUUAUAUUUUUGUGAAUGUCAGUGACCAUUUCACAAAGGACUCGACCAAUCACACUGAAAUCGAUGUGCGUUUUCCUAUUCAUGCCAGAUACCACAAACCUUCCCCAGAUAAAACUCAUGCCACUGUCACAAUAUUACAUCCAAGUCUUUACUCUAAUUGUUCUGAGUCAGAUGUAACCAGUUCAAUUACUGCACCAUGUGAUUUGUCUAACACAUCAAUUUGUGACUGGGUUCCAUUGACAUACUUAAGUACGUCUACCCCAUUAACUCUGUAUGUGCCAGUUGGGCAGGAAUCACACAAGCCAAUUGUGAUCCUCGUAACUCUUCUAGUCAGCAUAACAGUUUCUGCGCUACUGGUAAAAGUCAUGUGGAUAUCUCAAACUGCGAAGCAUGACAAACAUUCCUAACACAUGUUCACUAUAGUAAAUAAUUACCACCAGUCUGUGAUUUCAUUCAUAUCAAAUGCACACUUAAAAUCAAUAAAUAGGUUGAUAAUUCAACUUUUUAUAAAUGAUACUGAUUUUAGUUAGGUAAUAAUGCUUAAGAUUGACUGACUAGAUUGACACAGUCAUAGAUUGUAAUGAUCUUUGUGAAGAAAAUGUCUGUAAUUUAUAAUAAGAACAUGAACUAAAUUAAGCCAAUGUAAUCAUUUUAAAUGCAUUUUAUUUUUAAUAUAAGUUUUGUUUAGGUAAAAUGUAGUUGUUUUCUGAAAGAUCUUAAAUGUUCAUUUUAUUUGCAAAUAUUGUGUCAUCUCAUUUGUGAUGUUAACUUAAUGAUGUUCUGGGUCUUUCCAAAUAUAAAAGAUAUCAAUAACUCUGUUGAAAUUACAUGCCCCAACAAAAUGUUAGCCUGACAUAAAAACUUUGAUGAAUUCAGAUACAAAUGUGAAUGAUAUAAAAUUCAUUCACUUGAUAGUUGACAAUUUGAGCUUUUCUAAUACAUUGGGCUAGAUAAAUAUUGUUUGAAUGUUAAAAGUUUACAAAAAAAUUUGUUGAGCCUUCAAAAGUUACUCAAGCACAGUAAAAUCGAUGGCUAAUUUUAUUUUAGUCUAAUUGAAUUUUUUGAAGAAAAAAAAAUCAACAAAAUGGCUUCCUAUUUUAUUGAUUAGUGUUGUGAGAAAAUAGUACACAGAGGUACAUGCGCUAUUGGGACAUUUAUUUUUUCUGUCCUAAUAGAUCUAGUAUUUGCCAGUGCCAUCUUAUUCUUUAUUAGACCUGAGACUUGGUAACUAGUGGAUAAUGAAUAGUGCGAUCUGAUUACGGGCCAGCAUCUGUGAAAGGGGAGUAAUUUGUAAGUCUCCCUUGCCAGUACCUAGCCUCUCCUCAGCAAGUCCUGCGGAGGACAGCAAGGCUGUGAGGAUAAUAUGUAAGGGUCUCAGCAGAGGUUAGGCCUUAAGAUUUGAGUCCCUUUGGUGUUCGUACAUGCCCUGAUGCUGACAAACCAGACCCCUAGCCACUGCCUUAUAUGUGCCCUUGUAGGGCUAUAAAGGGAGUAAACCUUAAUAGAAAAUCCUGUUUUGGAGCCCCAGAUGCGGGAGGACAGUGGUAAGACCACCGCUCUCAGGCAAACUCCUAUAGCCACAUGACCCCAAAUUAUGAUGGUGUUCCAUUCCUUUGGAUCUGGUCAGUAUGGAAGAGUGGCGAGUGCUGAUGUGUGGGCAGUCCAGCACUUUAAAAUUUUCUGCCCAGGCUUUCCCCCAGCAAUUUAGAGGUCACUCCAUCUCUGACAGUAAUGUCUCUGAAAAAAAGCACGUGGUAGUUACCAGAGACAAGUUCCUAACUGAUUGGCCCAAGCUGGAACGACACUGACCACUCCGACAGUAGGGGGGACUCUUCAGCCUCACUGGAUAGCUACUGCCUUCCUUAAGUCGAGCAGCCCUCGGACAAUAAAGUUCUAUCCCCACACAGCUUGCCAGACCACUGGGUGCAAUCGAAAAGCAAGCUGCUCAUCUCCACCUGCCAACACAAUAAAAAGAAAACCCUCAACAUUAAUGCCAUUUGCAAGCUGAAACAUACGACUAUGUGUCCUGGCUUUAAUACUGAUCAUGACCUCAUCAUUGGUAUGCGUCAGACUGCCAAACAAGCCGUUCUGAUAUGGACUGAAAGCUGCAGUAGUACAAACUUGAAUGUUCAGGAUUGAUGGAACUUCUCAUCAGAAUUGAACUCACCGCCAUUAUCAGUUAUCAGCGCCUUCAUCACUCCAAAUAUUCCUGCCCAGUUGGUCAUCAAGGCAUCAAUGACAUUAGACUUUUUUUUUUUAUUGAUUAGUACAAAAAUACUGUAUCUCGGCUAUAUAUCAACCAUAGACAGUAAUCUAGUAUUGUUUUUUGAUCCAUUACAACUUUUUCAUCAGUCUCUGGCGGUAGGAAAGCCACUACAGGUCGAGAUGAUGUCGUAGCUAAUGCUCUUCACAGUUCGCAACUUUUUUCUUCUGUCUGUUAUUUCCUCUCCAAAACUCUCGCACUUUAUGUUAGCAUCUAUAAAAAGUAAAGUCUAUCUCUCGGAGGGUGUGCGAACUGUAGCUUUCUAAUAGUCUCCUUCCUCUUUUUAUCUGUGGAUUUGUAUCGAGUAGUUUUACAGUGUUGACUUCUUCAAUUUUAAUCGUUUCUGUUUUGUCAAUCGGAAUACAAUAAUGGCCAGAUGAUAAGUUUAAGGCAACCUAUUGGCCAACUAUAACAGGUGUAUCGUUUUCCAAAUUCAUUUUUACUCCUGCUGUUUUCAUAGCAGAUCUGGAGAGUAAUAAUGGUAUGUCUGUUUCCACAGCAAUGGUCACAAGGUUAACAUUAUUUCCAGCCAAUGUGACAGGUAACUUAUAUUCACCUUUGGAUGUAAACUUUCCGUGUCCUUCUUUUUAUUGCGUUUUAUUUUGCUUCUAAAGAGCCCGAAAAUGCCUCCAACCAUGACAUUCCAGAAACUGUGCCACUGCAUGCGCUGUCCAAUACGGCACAGUUAAAAUCCUCAACGCCUAGUUGGGAAGUUCCUAAUGAUUUCCAGUGAACAGACAAGCGUCUUCUUCUUCCUGGUCUACAACAUUGAUCUUCUUCGACAUAUUUUCCCGACUGCCUGGAGAUUUAGGCAAAAGAUGUCUGUAUGAUCUAAAUGACUUACACUUUAAAACAUUUCCAUCAGGACCAACUGGGUUUAUAGUUUUAAGCUUCGUGUAACUGAUGUAAGUACGAAACCUCAGACACCACAUCUUCCUUGUCCUCCUCCUCUUACCUGAUGUCCAACUUUAGGCUUACAGUUACAUUUCGUCCGAUCUUUUCGUUAUCCAAAGACUUGAAGUUGUCACGUCUUUCGUAUCCAGCUGACCAUAAAGCCUCUUCCUCUUUUUCAGUCAAAAACGUUGGCUCGAAAUUGAUCCAUGCCACUUGGUCUUCCAUUAGACCUUUUUCUACCUUAAACUUUUGAAGAGAUGACUUCGCUUCUUCAACGUCUUCUAAUUAGCGUGAUUCAUUCCCGUCAAAACUUGCAUCUUUUUCAUUUUGUGUGAUUUUUGCCUUUCUGAGUAACUUGAAGGCCAGAAUUUCAGGUAACAGUUUUAUCUUAUUCUUUUCUAUUCUUCUAUACUUGAUGUCAAACUCUGUGAUAAAAAUUACAAACUCCUGAGUGGACUGAUUUUCACCCUGCUCAAAAUCUUCAAAUUCAUUGAAUUAGUGAAUACUGUCUGCCAGAUCGUCUUUGACCAGGUUCUUGUCAAGAAACUUCACAGCCUUCCUGACACUUGAGCUUUGACUCAUCUAAUUGUUCAAAAACCUUCUCUCUUAUCCUUGAUUUACCGCUUUAAGGUAAUGAAAGGGCUACUGCUAUCGCUUUUAUUCUUAUCCUUUAGGUCCGUUAUUUCAUUUCAAGCUGGCAAAUCUCCUGUUUAUAUCAUUCAUAUGGCUUUGCUUGAAAAAAAAAAGAUGGGAUCUCUAUUGUAAUAGCCAUAAUCACUUUAAGUAAAAUCUGCUACCACUUGUUAGCUAAAAAUAAUACUUACUUAGACUUACAUCCUCGCGGCGGCUAGCCAUCUCCAUAAAGAUCUGUCACUGGUAAUGUCUGAAGCCUCUUUCCACUUGGUGUUCACUACCCUGAGAUCCUCUAUGAAAGUGUGGCACCAAGUUAUACGAUGACGUCCCUGUUUGUGCUUUCCUCGUAUUGGCCUCCAUGUCAUCGCAACUCUCAUUUUUUAUACUGCUCAUAAAUAGGUGUCGAUUGAGAAACUGUUUAAUGUGGCUACUUCUUUUUUUCCCCACUCAAGUUCGAUGUGAGUAUGGACUUGUGACAAUAGUGUUAUGAGUAGAUGGGUAGAAUGGUCUAUUGAUAGUGUUAUUGGUAGAAAGAUAAGAGGAGCUUAUCAGUUGAAAGGUAGAGGAGAAUAUGCAUCAACUGUUUUGUAUAAUGCUCUGAAAUAUUUGUUGCUUAUCGCACUUCUAUUGUAAUUGUAUUAUUACUAUUAUUAUUUUGAAAUUGUCAAAAUUUUUGAGUAUAAAAUAUCCAACUAUGA
Molecule: messenger RNA, 4985 nt
Organism: Biomphalaria glabrata
Lineage: Eukaryota; Metazoa; Mollusca; Gastropoda; Planorbidae
Product: phosphatidylinositol-glycan biosynthesis class X protein-like
Exons: 6
Coding region: 164-904 (246 amino acids)
Biological process (GO): GPI anchor biosynthetic process
Cellular component (GO): endoplasmic reticulum membrane
Source: RefSeq, a predicted model, not a curated record